UCAAUGGCUUUCAUUCUCAUCUUUCACCUUCUCUUCAUCACAUCACAAUGGAUGAUCGCACUCUCAACUCCAAUUCAAGACCCUGAUUCAAUAGUCCAAGAAGUUCAAAGAAUGAUGAACAACAAUAGUACAAGACGGAAACUUAAUCACUUGUCAUGUAAUACCGGCAACCCGAUCGACGACUGCUGGCGGUGUGAUCCACAGUGGGAUCAAAACCGGCAACGGUUAGCCGACUGUGCCAUCGGGUUCGGCAAGAAUGCAAUUGGAGGCAGAGAUGGCAGAAUCUACACCGUCACCGAUCCGUCCGACGAUGAUCCGGUAGACCCUAAACCGGGCACUCUCCGAUACGGUGCAAUUCAGAACGAGCCCUUAUGGAUCAUAUUCAAACGUGACAUGGUUAUCAAGCUCAAAGAAGAGCUCAUAAUGAAUUCAUACAAAACCCUAGAUGGACGUGGCGCCAGUGUGCACAUUGCCGGGGGGCCAUGCAUAACAAUUCAGUACGUGACCAACGUGAUAGUGCAGGAUUGCAUGCAAGGUGGCAAUGCGUACGUGAGGGACUCGCCGGAGCAUUAUGGGUGGAGAACGACGUCGGACGGCGAUGGAAUCUCUAUAUUUGGAAGUAGUCAUGUUUGGGUGGAUCAUUGCUCGUUGUCAAAUUGCCAUGAUGGACUCAUUGAUGCAAUUCAUGGCUCAACAGCCAUCACCAUUUCUAACAAUUACAUGACACACCAUGACAAGGUUAUGUUGCUUGGUCAUAAGGAUUCUUUCUUGGCUGAUAAGAACAUGCAGGUUACUAUAGCUUUUAACCAUUUUGGAGAAGGUCUUGUUCAAAGAAUGCCAAGGUGUAGGCAUGGGUACUUUCAUGUGGUGAAUAAUGACUACACGCAUUGGGAGAUGUAUGCUAUAGGAGGGAGCGCGGGACCCACUAUUAAUAGCCAAGGGAACAGGUUCCUUGCUCCUAAUGGCAAGUACAACAAAGAGGUGACAAAACGUGAGGAUGCAUAUGAAGAAGAGUGGAAGAACUGGAAUUGGCGAUCGGAAGGCGACAUGAUGUUGAAUGGGGCUUUCUUCACGCCGUCCGGCGCCGGAGCAUCGGCGUCGACCUAUGCCAAGGCAUCAAGUUUGGGAGCUAGACCUUCUUCUUUGGUGAGCUCCAUCACUGUCUCCGCAGGGGCUCUUGCAUGCAAGAAGGGCUCACGUUGCUAAAUAAUUAAUAAUUAAUGACUAAUAAUUAGAAUUAGUAGUUAGUUAAGUUUGAUUUGAUAAUAAAAUGACUUAAUUAAGAUUGCACCAACCUCAGAUCCUGUUGUUGUUUUUGAGUUUUUGUAGGCAUCAACAUGUCAAGAAAGUGUUGUGGAUCUGAACUUUUUAUGU
Dioscorea cayenensis subsp. rotundata (Guinea yam) is the source of this 1374-nucleotide messenger RNA. RefSeq names its product probable pectate lyase 22. The record is from RefSeq and is a predicted model, not a curated record. Gene Ontology annotation, molecular function: pectate lyase activity. NCBI's taxonomy places the organism in Eukaryota, Viridiplantae, Streptophyta, Magnoliopsida, Dioscoreales, Dioscoreaceae.